Molecule: messenger RNA, 905 nt
Organism: Dissoconium aciculare CBS 342.82
Lineage: Eukaryota; Fungi; Ascomycota; Dothideomycetes; Mycosphaerellales; Dissoconiaceae
Exons: 3
Coding region: 205-813 (202 amino acids)
Source: RefSeq, a predicted model, not a curated record
UAGCAGACCCAAAACACAAUUGUGGACGAGCAACGUCUGCCUGCUCGCGACCUAUCGCAUAUAGGUUCUGGUCGCAAUACCGUGCUCUAAGAUGCAUGUACUGUCUGGCCACUGGAGUUCGUCAUCAGGGCGGAAUGUACAAGGAGUGGCAGUACUGUACAGUACGAGGGUUGUCUUCGGCAAAGUUGUCGUCCUUUGUAUGCGAUGCAGGAUGUGCAGGUACAGUAUGCCCUCAUCGCACAGGCCUCGGUUUCCACGCUCCUCUCUCCCUUCCGUCUGUCGCUUCGAUCCAUUCCGGCCCGUGGUAAGAAAAUCUCUCUUGUCCUCCGAAACCUUUCUUCAUUCCGGUUUUUAUCAGAUCUACUCCUGACUUCUGUCCUUUCUUCACUACCGCCGUCGGACAGUGUCGCAUCGCUUCGGCCACAGUGGUUGCAUGAGCGCAUUCUAUCCACUCCACACCAAAGGACCAAAGGAUACUACAUCAUCAUAGACUUCCGCGGAAGGGGUACUGAUCUUGUGCGCCGUCGUUCACGUACGAUUGCAGCCGUUUCGCCCACUGAUAUGAGCCCUUCAUAUUCUCAACUAUAUUGGCACGUGUUGCCCCGUGAGGAGGAGCGUCGCAGCAGCGCCGGGCAGCCUCCGGUGGACAAAUUUCAAUCGAUAUUGUCGUUCCAUAAAAGACCCCACUCACCUCCGACCGAAUUGCCGGUCCCGCUCGUAGCGUCAUCUUGUGGUAAAGGAUUAAGUUCACGCCUCUGCAUUAUGAUGAUGACUUCCAGUGUCUUUCACGCCAUAUUUCCAAUGACCUUAUGAUCCUCGCAGGAAGGACAUCAUCCCCACUACCACAUACUUACUUUCUCACAGCCACAAGCCAACAUACUCCGUGAUCUAUCAGCCGCACUUGU